Messenger RNA from Protopterus annectens (West African lungfish), 7130 nucleotides. Its product is annotated as zinc finger protein 91-like. NCBI's taxonomy places the organism in Eukaryota, Metazoa, Chordata, Ceratodontiformes, Protopteridae. The transcript has 18 exons. Gene Ontology annotation, biological process: regulation of transcription by RNA polymerase II. Bases 200 to 6349 code for a protein of 2049 amino acids. Gene Ontology annotation, molecular function: DNA-binding transcription factor activity, RNA polymerase II-specific; RNA polymerase II cis-regulatory region sequence-specific DNA binding; zinc ion binding. The record is from RefSeq and is a predicted model, not a curated record.
AUGAAACUAAAAAGUAUAGAGUGAGUGUGUUUGUGUUCUGUAGUAUGUAAACUGGGUUUAUGCAUAGCAGUUUAAUGUGCUCAGUUUGCCUAGAAUUUUAGUCAUUUUUAAAUUGUGGACAUCAGUUUAUCAUGCUUAUUGUUAAUAUAUUUUGAUAUAACACACAAGGGAACAAAAAGACUUCAGGGAAAAAGAAAACAUGCAGAAUCUGUGGGCUACAAAUGGGAGAACAGAGCAGUGCUGUUGGGAGCACAGACGGAGACUGGAGUUGUUCUGCCAGGAAGAUGAGGCCUUUGUUUGUGUCCUGUGUGUUCCUAGACAUUCCUGCCACAACUUUGUGUUACUGCAUGAGGUAGCCAGUGUGUAUAAGGACGAAAUCAAAGUAUCCUUAUCAGUUCUUGAAUCCAAAGCUAAUGAUUUCAGUAACUUAGUAAACAAGAAAGAAAAGGAACUUGGAGACCUACAGGAUAGUUUGGAACAGUGCAUUAUACAAGAGUUUGCAAAACUGCACCAGUUUCUUCAUGAAAAGGAACAAAAACUAAUCCAACAGCUUAAGGAUGAAGAAGCAGAAAUUUUGAAAGACAUGGAAAAAAGCAUUGAAAGCAUAACAAAUGAGGUGGCUACCCAUGUGACAGUGUCUGACGUAAACUUGGAGCUCCGGAAAAAAGUCAUAGGAAUUCUAAAAGAAAAGGAAGAAAGUGCUGAAUGCCUUAAAAAUUCUGUUGUGGCCAUUCAGGAAGUGAUGUCCAAGGAUAUGUCAGAACCUGUCAGUCAGAAAACUACUUGUUUUCUACCAGCACCAGAAACAUUUGAGGAUGUUGCUGUCACUUUUUCAGAAGAGGAGUGGAAGAUGUUAAGAAAACAAGACAAGGAGCUACACAAGGAAGUGAUGGUGCAGAACUAUGAAAGCUUGGUAUCAGUAGGAUACAAAAUCCUCCCAGAAAAAUUAUUACUGCUACUUAAACAAGAUUAUGAUGAACAGCCAAAGUGUGAUAUGGACGGAAAAAAUAUCACAAAACAAAAUGGUAAUCAAGAAGGUGAAUUCAGCAGUAUUGAAAGCAUGGAGUGGCAUGAAAGUUCCAGUCUUCAGCCUUCACUUGAGGGGCCCCAGUUACCUCACUUAGCAGAGAACCUGCAACAGUGUGCUGAGUCUGAACAGGAAAGUGCCAAACAUCAUGUCGUGGCUGUACCACAGCUUCACUCAGAAUGUAACUGCAGCCAGAGCUGUGGAUGUAGCACAAAUCAUAGUGUCCAUGUAGGGAAGAAAGUAUAUACCGGUGCUGAAUGCAUCAAGUGGCUUUCACAUAGCAGUAAUCUGAUACACCGUCAGAUCAUUUACAAAGGCAAUCCCUCUCCUGGGGUCCAGUCUUAUGAUAUGAAGGUCCUUAAACAUGUGAAGAAAUUAAAGAGUGGUAAACCUUAUAAAUGUGAAGAAUGCAGUAAAUGUUUUUCACAGAGCACUCAACUAAUACACCAUCAAACUAUUCAUACAGGUGAGAAAUUAUAUAAAUGUACUGAAUGCAGCAAGUGUUUCACUCAAAAAUAUCAUCUAAAACGCCAUCAGAAGUCACACAGAGGAGAGAAACCAUAUAAAUGUGCUGAAUGCAAUAAAUGUUUUCCACGUCUUAGUAGCCUACAACUGCAUCAUGCCAUUCACACAGGUACAAAACCAUACAUUUGUAUGGACUGUGGUAAGUGUUUCACACAAAAUACGCAUCUAAAACAGCAUCAGCACACACACAGAGAGGAAACACCAUAUCAAUGUGCUGAAUGCAGUAAAUAUUUUACAUGUCUUAGUAGCCUUCAGCGGCAUUGUGUCAUUCACACAGGUGAAAAACCAUACUCUUGUAUGGAAUGUGGGAAGUGUUUCACACAAAAGGGAGUUCUAAAACGCCAUCAGAACUCGCACAGAGGGGAGAAACCAUAUAAAUGCGAAGAAUGCAGUAAAUGUUUUACACGUCUUAGUAGCCUUCAGCGGCAUCAUAUCAUUCAUUCAGAUAAGAAACCGUACAAUUGUACUGAAUGCAGUAAGUGUUUUAUAACAAAGGGACAACUAACUGCUCAUCAGUACUCUCACUCGGGGGAGAAGCCAUAUAAAUGUGUUGAAUGCAAUAAAGGUUUCACAUAUAAGAAGUCAUUAAAAUGCCAUCAGGACUUGCACGAAGGGCAGAAACCAUAUAAAUGUGUAGAAUGCAAUAAGUGUUUUACACUUCUCAGUAGCCUGCAGCUGCAUUGUAUCAUUCACUCAGACAAGAAACCAUACAGUUGUACUGAAUGCAAUAAGUGUUUUAAUAGAAAGGGACAACUAACUAUUCAUCAGUUUUCUCAUUCAGGGGAGAAGCCAUAUAAAUGUGUUGAAUGCAGUAAAGGUUUCACAUGUAAGAGGUCAUUAAAAUACCAUAUGAACUCUCAUACUAAGGACUUGCAACAUCUUGAGUUAAUAAUGGAAAAAAAUACUGCAGAAUACAAUAUUUUAAAUGGCAGAAGAUUUGAUUACCGUGGAAGUCCACUGGGCUCUGAGUGCCCAUUUGCAGUGGAAGCACUGGGAGAAAAGCUCCAUAAUGCAGAUUACAGUAAAGAAAAACAGUCUAGAAUCAAGGUGUUGAGAGUACAGGUGCCAGAAACAUUUGAGGAUGUUGCUGUCACUUUCACAGAAGAAGAGUGGAAGAUGUUAAGAAAACAAGACAAGAAGCUUCACAGGGAAGUGAUGGUACAGAACUAUGAAACCUUGAUUUCCGUAGGGUACGACAUUCCCCCAGAGAAAUUAUUAAUGCUGCUUAAAGAACAUUAUGAUAAACCGCCGAACAAUGACGUGGCGAUGAAUAUGCAGGGAAGGAAUACAACGGAACAGAAGAAUAAUCAUGACUGUAACCUCAACAGUAUCAGAAGCACAGAGAGUCUUGUGAGCUAUAAUCAGCAGCUGUCACUUAGAACACUCCAGUUACAUAAGCCUAUAGAGAGCCUGCACCAAUUUGUUCAGUCUGGGAAAGGCUGCAACAAGCCUCCUCUCACUCCUGUAUCGCAGCUCAACUCAGGAGAGAACUGCAGCAAAAGUUCUGAAAGUGACCAUGAACCAUCUCAGUUAGAUCAUCUACAGGAGAAUCUAAAGCAGUAUGCUGAGCUUGGGAACUACUGCUAUAAGCUUUAUAUCACAACUGUACCACAGCACCCCUCAGGAUAUAACUAUAACAAAAACCAUAAAUUUGAGAAUGGAACACCUCAGUUGCAACAUCCUUUAGCUGGCGUACAGCAGGAUACUCAGCUUGUAAAGGACACUGGUGAACUUCAUCCUAAUCAUAAAUCACCGAACCACUUGGGACAUAAUGAGAGCAAGAGUUCUGAAUGUGACUCUGACAUUAUUCGACAUCAAAAUCCAGUAAUGCAUCAAACAUCUCACACAAAAGAGAAACCACAUAAGUGUCCCAAAUGUAGCAAGUGUUUUUCACGGAACAGUAAUAUGUUACGUCAUCUGAACAUUCACACGAGGACAAAACAGUAUAAAUGUGCUGAAUGCAAUGAGUUAUUUGCACAGAAGGGAGAUCUAGUAAAACAUCAGAAGUGUCACGUUUUUGAAAAACCAUACAAAUGCCCUGAAUGCAGUAAGUGUUACAGAGGAAAGAGCGGGCUGCUGUACCAUCAAAAGACGCACACAGGGGAGAAGCCAUUUAAAUGUACCGAAUGCACUAUGUGCUUUUCACGUAGUAGUACUUUGGUGCGCCAUCAGGCCGUUCACACGGGUGAAAAGCCAUUCAAGUGCCCAGAGUGUAGCAAGUGCUUUUCUCGUAGCAGUAAUUUGGCGCUACACCAAACAGUUCACACUGGGGAGAAGCCAUAUAAAUGCCCUGAAUGUAAUAUGCGUUAUAGACAAAAGACUAGUCUCGUCUACCACCAAAAGAUUCACACGGCACAGGCAGUGAUACAACACGAUGGAUCACUAGGUGCCCAGAUAGAAGAGCAGUGGGUGGAGCAUGAUGCAUCAGAAGACGAUAUGCUACACGGCAGUUGUCUGAAGCAUUCUGUUGAAAAAUAUAAUGAAACUCCAGUUGAAGUGUCAGAGCAGGGAAGGAGCAGGAAACUGGCAAAUCUACCACAAACAAGAACUUCCAAAGAGAGGCACAUGGUGAAUUUACUCCUGCCUGAUAUGAAUCAGGGCUCCCAGAGACUGAAACUGCAGUAUAUACAACAGGAAACAAACUGCAGGGGGAAAGAAGAGAUGCAGAAUAUGUGUACUACAAAUGGGAGAACAGAACAGUGUUGUGGAGAGCACAGACGGAGACUGGAGUUGUUCUGCCAGGAAGAUGAGGCCUUUGUUUGUGUCCUGUGUGUUCCUAAACAUUCCUGCCACAGGUUUGUGUUACUGAGUGAGGUUGCCAGUGUGUAUAAGAGCAAGUUAAAAACAGCCUUUUCAUAUCUGGAGCUCAAAGUCUGUGAUCUUAAAAAUUUACAAGGCAAGAAUGAGAAGGAACUUGUAGACAUACAAGAUCAUGCUUGCAGCUUGGAACAAUUCAUUACUGAAGAAUUUGCAAAGCUGCACCAGUUUCUGAAUGACAAAGAACAAAAACUAAUCCAACAGCUUAAGAAUGAAGAAGCAAAAAUUCUGAAAGAGAUAGAAGAAAGUCUUGAAUGUAUUAAAAAAUGUGUUAUGGUUACCCAAGAAACUAUGCCUGAUGACAAGUCGGGGGUUAUAAAACAGGAACCUGUUGAUUUUCUUACAGUUCCAGAGACCUUUGAGGAUGUUGCUGUCACUUUCACUGAAGAAGAGUGGAAGAAGUUAAGAAAACAAGAGAAGGAAUUGCACAGGGAGGUGAUGGUACAGAACUAUGAGACCUUGGUUUCAUUGGGAUACAAAAUCCCCCAAGAGAAAUUAUUAUUGCUACUUAAAGCAGAUAAUGAUGAUGAAGUGCCAGAUGGUGAUGUGGAGGAGAAAAAUACCACAGAACAGAAGGAUAGUUUUGAAGAUAAGCUCAACAGUAUCAGAAACGCCGAAUACAGUGUGAGUUCCAGUAAGCAGCCAUUACUUGGGACACCUCCAUUACAUCAUCCGUCAGAGAACCUGCAACAGUGUGUACAUCCUGUGAAGGGCUCCAACAAGCUUCAUCUCCCUCCAGUGCAACAGCUUCCAUCAGCUCCUAACUGCAGCAAAAAUUCUGAGUGUGACAAUGGAACCCCUCAGUUACAUCAUCCAACAGAGAAUCUACAACAUUGUACUCGGUCUGUGAAGGGCUCUGACAGACUUCCUGUCCUUUCUGUACCGCUGCUUCACUCAGGAAAUAAAUGGAGUAAGCGCUUGGAAUGUGCUAAACGUCUUACUGCUCAGAAAAGUCUAGUAACACACACUGGGAACAAAACGUAUAAAUGUGAUGAAUGCAGUAAGUGUUUUAACAGCCAAAGUCAAUUAUUAAGCCAUCAGCUGUUACACUCUGGUGAGAAACUAUAUAAAUGUACUGAGUGUAAUAAGUCUUUUACAACCCAACAAAGCCUAGGACGUCAGCAGGAUGUUCACAGUGGUGAAAAAAUAAAUAAAUGUACUGAAUGUGAUAAGGGUCUUACCAAUCACGGAGGCUUAGUAGGUCCUCAGGCCACUCCCACAGGGCAGAAUCGGUAUCAAUGUACUGUAUGCAGUAAGUGUUUCACUAGUAGAGGGGGACUAGCAUACCAUCAGGCCAUUCACACUGGAGAGAAUCGUUAUCAAUGUACUAAAUGCAAUAAGUGUUUUGCUAGUAGAACAGGAUUAGUCUAUCAUCAGACCACUCACUCAGAGAAACAGUUUCAGUGUACUGAAUGCAAUAAAUGUUUUACACACAACUCUAAUUUAAUACUUCAUAAAAUUAUUCACACCGGCAAGAAACCUUAUAAAUGUGACGAAUGCAGCAAGUGUUAUACUCAUAGAAGCAAUUUAGUAUAUCACCAGAAGACUCACACAGGCGAAAAACCAUAUAAGUGUACUGAAUGUAGUAAGAGUUUUACACUGCAGUUUACACUUAGAACUCAUCAACGAAUUCACACUGGGGAGAAACCAUAUAAAUGCCUUGAAUGUGGAGAGUGUUUUACACAGCAUACAAACCUGAAACGGCACCAAGCCAAGCACACAGGGGAGAGACCUUAUAAGUGCACAGAAUGCAGUAAAUGUUUUGUGUGUCGUAGCCAUCUGGUGCGCCACCAGGCCAUUCACACAGGGGCAAAGCCAUAUAAGUGCACUGAAUGCAGUAAAAGUUUUUCAUGUAGCAGUAAUUUGAUGCGCCACCAUGCCAUCCACACAGGGGAGAAGCCAUUUAAAUGCAAGGAGUGCAGUAAAUGUUUUAGACAGAAAAGUAAUCUAAUAAGUCAUCAGAAGAUUCACCUGAUUUAAGAACAAUAAUUCAUUUCAAUAAAUGUGUGAAACAUGCGUCAUGAAAACAUAAAAAUCAGCCUUAUGAAAAUAGAAAGAACAAGAAAGCUUGUCCACUACCUAACAUAUCUGGCUUGAAUAAACUUUUUGCAAAAAUUUCUGGAAAGUGUCUUAUUCCUCCUGCUGACAGGAGAUUAAAAGAGUUCUCCUGGAUCGAAGAGCUAAGGUGAUAUCUUCAGGACUUGAUCUUGGUACUCUUUUAUGGAUGAAGAUAGUGAAAACCUGGAAAAAAUGUAACAAGUAAAUAUCGUGUAAUCUAAAAAAAUAAGCAACACAUAUGAACAAAAAGUAAAUAAACAGUAGGGAACACUUCAGUAAACUGAAGCUAGUAUUGAAAAAUGUGCUGUCAUCCAAGGUCAUUGUUCGGGCUAUAAAAUAAUCUUGUCCUUCCUGUUGUAUCAUAUUUCUUUGCCAUGAUCAACUAGCUGCAGGAAAUGCUAUUUGAGUUGGGAAGAAAAACACAAGGUGACUGUUUGCAUUGAUCAGCCGAUGUGAGUAUAUGGAAAGACUGGGCAUUGUGGUUUGGGGGAGGUAUAGGUUUCCUCAAAAACUGAUUAUAUGUAGAAGUCUACAGUUUUUGGACUGGGCAUAAAUGCGCACACACUCUUCUGACAUCCUGAGAUCUAAAUAUAGUAAAUGUAUUGAAGCAGAAAGAAAAAUAUAAUAAUGGCAUUCAUUUUCAGGUUAGCAUUAAGUAUUUCAGAAGGAAGUCAAUAAGGAAAUAAAAACAGAAGUAGACAAA